Lycium barbarum (goji berry) is the source of this 423-nucleotide messenger RNA. Its product is annotated as serine/threonine-protein phosphatase 7 long form homolog. The record is from RefSeq and is a predicted model, not a curated record. The coding region runs from base 1 to 423 and encodes 140 amino acids. The transcript has a single exon. NCBI's taxonomy places the organism in Eukaryota, Viridiplantae, Streptophyta, Magnoliopsida, Solanales, Solanaceae.
AUGGUUGGGCGGUUGAGGCCGGAGAAACAUACAUUCCAUCUACGCACUGGUAAGGCCACGAUUACACUUCAGGAUGUAGAGGCCUUGUUUGGAUUGCAGGUAUAUGGAAAGCCAUUAUAUAGUCAGUACGAGCCUAUUCCUGGGAGGACAUGGGUCUCAGAGUUGAUUAAGCUCACCCACUUCAUGCCUGGUGUCGCGAUCCAGAUCUCAGGAUUAAGUCGGGUGCAGAUUGGUGCAUUCUACACUUAUUUGCUCGCAGAUCCUCCUAUUGACGACGACACUCUUCAGGACGUUGUUGAUCAUCAUGCCCGUUUGUAUCUGCUCAGUAUGUUCAGGGCCAUCCUAUUCCCGAACACAUCGGCUGCUUAUGUCUGCUUAAGAUAUUUGAUCUUCUUGGAGCAUCUGAACUUCUUGGGAGACUAG